GUAUUUCCCUAUAAAACCAAACCAAAAACUCUUUGUGGCUCUGUAUUAGUAGAAGAAGACUCGUUGUUGAGUUGUUCUUCCCAAAACCACCCACUAUUUCUUCCUUCCGGCCGCCGUGAGGAUGGAAGUUAAACGCCCCCAGCCACCGCCUGCCGCCGUGAGAAUACGGAGAACCACCAGCGGUGACGGCGGUGGGAGCGGAAACAUCAUACUGAAUAAGUAUCAGCUAGGGCGGCUUCUGGGGCGUGGGAGCUUUGCGAAAGUGUACCACGCCCGGUGCUUGGGAGACGGCGCCGAUGUGGCGGUUAAGGUUAUUGAUAAGAGCACCACCGUGGACGCGUCAAUGGAGCCGCGGAUAAUCCGGGAGAUCGCCGCCAUGCGGCGGCUGAACAACCACCCCAACGUCCUUAAACUCCACGAAGUGAUGGCGACGAAGAGCAAGAUCUAUCUCGUCAUGGAGCUGGCCCACGGCGGGGAGCUUUUCUCGAAGCUCACCCACCGCGGCCGGUUUUCCUUGUGGACGGCGAGGUAUUAUUUCCACCAGCUCGUCUUCGCCCUCCACUUCUGCCACCAGAACGGCGUCACCCACCGUGACAUCAAGCCGCAGAACCUCCUCCUCGACAAGGACGGCAAGCUCAAGAUCUCCGAUUUCGGCCUCUCCGCGCUGCCGGAGCAGAUCCGGAACGGCCUCCUCCACACCGCGUGCGGUACUCCAGCCUACACCGCCCCGGAGGUGAUGAUCAGAAAAGGCUACGACGGCGCCAAGGCGGACGCGUGGUCUUGCGGCGUCAUCCUCUUCGCCUUUCUCGCAGGGUACCUCCCAUUCGACGACAGCAAUAUAUCAAACAUGUACCGUGCAAUACGAAGCCGCGCGUUUCAGUUCCCGGAUUGGAUCACAAAGCCCACCCGGAGCAUAAUUUUCCGGCUGCUCGAUCCCAAUCCGGUAACCAGAAUGUCCAUCGAGGAACUGAUGAAGCUCCCCUGGUUCAAGAAGUCAUCAUCAGUGAUAGAUUUGACAGACGAACAUCAAUUCGGGAACCAAGAGUUCGACAAAGAUUGCAAACACUUAACCAAAAUGAACGCAUUCGAUAUCAUUUCAAUGUCUCCCGGGUUGGAUCUAUCAGGGCUAUUCCAGGCGGGAUUGAAGAAGAAAGAAAUGAGAUUCACCACAAAUUCCGAGGUAGGAGAGGUUGAGGAGAAGGUAAAGAAGAUCGGGAGUGAAGCAGGGUAUAGGGUGGAGAGGGGAAAGGGAGGGGGAAUUAGACUGAUAAAAGCAAGAGUAACGUUAAUGGUGGAAAUUCUUCAAGUGGCGCCGGAGCUAUGGCUGGUGGAGAUGAAGGUCGUCAAUGGAGAAACGGAAUUCGAGGACACACAAUGGGAGGAGUUGAGAGUUGGGUUCAAAGAAAUAUCUUGUUUCAUGCUAGUAUAACAAUACAACCAUGAAUCUUGAACCAGACAACGCCAGUGAUUGUCGCCGAGUUUCCACCAGAAAAGACGGCGGUUGAAUUUCCGCCGCCGUCGGCGGCGGCACCAGGUGCUAGUUGUGUGCUUAUCUAUCUAGUGCAGACACAAGUCUGCUGUUUGUAAAUCAAAGUUUUCCUUAAUAGUAUUAUAGAUGUGCACAUAGGUUCUUAAUUUCUUCUUUUUUCUCGUUUCAGACUUUGUAAUGCUUCUUCCUAAGUUCUAGAGAUUCAACACUUGAUAUAGUAUCUGUUAAGUUCAAUAAUA
Messenger RNA from Ipomoea nil (Japanese morning glory), 1728 nucleotides. RefSeq names its product CBL-interacting serine/threonine-protein kinase 7. Gene Ontology annotation, molecular function: protein kinase activity; ATP binding. Lineage: Eukaryota; Viridiplantae; Streptophyta; Magnoliopsida; Solanales; Convolvulaceae. The coding region runs from base 122 to 1429 and encodes 435 amino acids. The record is from RefSeq and is a predicted model, not a curated record. The transcript has a single exon. Gene Ontology annotation, biological process: protein phosphorylation; signal transduction.